AUGCGUUUCUCCGCCGCGUUUAUUUCAACCCUGGUGCUCUCUAGUACCGCACUGGCCGGUCCUGCCGCCCAGGUAUCCUCAUCCGUGGGAGCUGGUGCGACCACAGAGGCAGGAGCGAACAAAAAGGACGUUGCGCAACCUCAUGCAAACAGCGAGAGUGCAUCAGAUGCCACUGCUCUUGUGCAACCAGCAGAGAACAUAGUCAACACUGCUGCAGAGAAAAAUACUCAGACUGCAACUCACACUAUAGCAGCAGUGUCAACUGCUGAAUCGAGCAGCAAUAACAAGGAGGAUGCUGCUGCGGACACAGCCAGCGAGACGCAGAAGGACACCCAGAGUGCUACGACUUCCGUCAACGCUGAGAUUUCGGCCAAGCCGGACACAUCGGGCCCGAACAACAUCCUGCCAGCAGAGAACUCUGCUCCAGGAAGUUCUGCCUCAGAAACUGCUACAUCUCAUGCCUCUCAAAAAACCAAAACAGGCCCUAGCGCUCAAGACACGGCUACCACGACCCAGACUACAAAGUCUGCAGAAAGCACACAGAACUCCUUCACAGGGGGCGGAAGCACAGCGACUCACCCCUCGGAUAUUGGGAAGUUCUUUGAUGGAAUUGGGGGCCUGUUUUCCCCUACUCUGCUGGCGGAUAUCGAGUCCUUCUUCCACCAUGUCGGCUAUCUCCUUGAUGACGACACCACACAGAAUACCAAGGACCUGAUUAAUACUGCCUCUGGUCUGCUCACCAAGAGCCUUAUCACAAAGGUCACUGGACUGCUUGACAACGCCAGCGACCUCUUGACUGCCGAGUUCGUCAAGGAGACUAAGAGUUUGAUCAAAGCUGUUGGUCCUGUGAUCACCCCUGAAUUGUUCAAGGAGAUCAAUAGCCUGCUUGGCAACGCAAACCAUCUCCUGACCGCCGAAUUCGUGAAGGAAACCAAGGAGCUAAUUAGUACCGUGUCACCUAUUCUUACGCCCGACCUAUUCAAGGAGAUCAAUAGCCUGCUGGGUAACGCCAACAACCUUCUGACUCCUUCGUCUGUAAAGGGGAUAAACAACCUGCUCACUAACGCCGGUGGUCUGCUGACUGCCGACUUUGUCAAGGAGACUAAGAGCCUGAUCAGCGCUGUUGGUCCUAAUAUCACACCUGAGUUAUUCAAGGAGAUCAGCAGCGUCCUUGGCAACGCUAACAAGCUCCUGACCCCCUCAACUAUCAAGGAGAUUAGCGGCUUGUUGGGUAAUGCCAACACUCUUCUGACGCCUGCAACAACCAAGGAAAUCGGCGGCCUUCUCAACAAUGCCAACAGCCUUCUGACCGUCGAUUCUGUCAAGGAGAUCGGUGGCCUCCUCAGCAGUGCCAGCAGCCUCUUGACGCCCAGCUUUGUGAACGAGACCCAAGGCCUGAUUGGCGGCGUGUCGAAGUACCUGACCCCAGAUAUUCUCGCAUCUCUCGGCCCUCUGCUCUCCAACGCCAACGACCUCUUGACAGAAGACAGCGUCAAGGAUAUCAAUGGUCUACUAGGCAACGCCAACCAUCUCCUCACCGCAGAUUCGGUCAAGGAGAUCGGUAGCCUGCUUUCCAGUGCCAGCGAUCUGCUCACGCCCAAGUUCGUCCACGAGACCCAGGGCUUGAUCGAUCUGGUCGCCCCGGCUAUCACGUCUAAGCUCCUGACUAACGUCUCCUACUUGCUCGGAAACGCUACUAGCCUGCUGAACCCAUCCUUUAUCAACGACACCCGUACUCUCAUCACUGAUGUCUCGCCUGUCAUCACUCCCAACCUCCUCGCUGAGGUGGGUGGUCUUCUCAACAAUGCCGGCGAUCUCCUCACACCCAAGUUUGUGAACGAGACCCAGACUCUGAUCGAGGAUGCCGCAGAUAUCCUUCCGCUUGUCAUAAAGCUGCUCGGGUCGUUGUAA
Messenger RNA from Penicillium robsamsonii, 1911 nucleotides. RefSeq lists its product as uncharacterized. Bases 1 to 1911 code for a protein of 636 amino acids. The transcript is spliced from 2 exons. The record is from RefSeq and is a predicted model, not a curated record. Lineage: Eukaryota; Fungi; Ascomycota; Eurotiomycetes; Eurotiales; Aspergillaceae.